CGCGGCAGUUAACUGCUGAAGUCCUUGUCACUCCCCAGCCCUCGUUAUCGUGCGUCAGUUUUAAACUUUUUACUGUAAAUCAGAAUCAUAAACGAAAAAGUUGUGUGCUCUCUUAUAUUACGGAAUGAACUAAUAUAGGAUACUCGAAAUGGCUCUUAGGGACGUUUGGAUGUUUUUCGUCGCCAAUAAGAAGCACUUGCUGCACUUACUUUCACUUUUCAUGAUUUCAAGUGGAAUAUUGUUCUUCAAAUUGGACAACAACGUCGCCGGGACGGUGGUCGAAAUUCUCGAUCUAAACGGCGGACUGAACACCGCCAGUAUGUGGAACCACAACGCUGCUGUCGGCAUCUACGCAUUGAGCCUGUUCAUGGUGGGAUUCGCCGUGUUCUAUCAACGUCGCUACCGAAUCUUUGACACGAAUGUUGUAGUGCCGCCGCAGGAUGCAGUUAAGCAAUCCGAUGAGGAGGAGGAGGAGGAUUAGGGCCUCAAUCACCAUUGCGGACUCGCAGAAGAGGAAUCCCCUGCAGCUGUGUUAUAAAAGCUAUCAAUUAUUCUAAGUUGAAGUCAAAAUAAAGUUUUUUUUUUCGGG
Molecule: messenger RNA, 589 nt
Organism: Drosophila teissieri
Lineage: Eukaryota; Metazoa; Arthropoda; Insecta; Diptera; Drosophilidae
Exons: 2
Coding region: 149-481 (110 amino acids)
Source: RefSeq, a predicted model, not a curated record